AUGUUCUCACGAAUCAAAAAUGUGUUCAAGCGCUCCGUCGCCUCACGAGUGUCUGGGCGCUGCCUUUCGAUCGAUCAUGACCCGGAAUCGCUUUACAGGUACUCUUCUGGACGCUGGCUCUGGAGAGAGGAGCUACAAAUGGCAUGUCGAUGGCGGAAGUUCAACACCACGGAACUCGCACAGGCUGCGGCGCCGGCUGCAGGGUCACGAUCCUGUGUAAAACUGGCCAAGCUAUCCGAGGGUAGCUUCAACAAAGCAUUCCUGCUCACCAUGGACGAUGGCAAGGAGAUCAUCGCCAAAAUACCCAACCCCAAUGCAGGCUAUGAGCAUUUCACCACCGCGAGCGAAGUGGCAACCAUGGAUUACGCGCGGAACAUCCUUGGUGUUCCUGUACCUCAAGUCUACGCUUGGAAUUCGUCUGCAGACAAUCCUGUUGGCGCGGAGUACAUUUUGAUGGAAAAGUGCCCGGGGAUCGAACUGCACAAGGUCUGGGACACGAUUACUGAUCGCCAAAAAGCUGCCAUCAUCCACAGACUGGUGAGCUAUGAAGCUGCGUUUGUGUCAUUGGAACUUCCCAUGUACGGGAGCCUGUACUAUGCGAAGGACCUCGAUUCCACGAACCGUGAUCACUGUAUCCUUCCACCGUCGGCCAAAGACACGAGACUCUCGGCAUUUGCUAUCGGCCCAACUACGGACAGAAAUUUCUUUGAUCACGGCAGGGCUGGCGCUACGGCAAAUCAAGGACCUUGGGCCACGGUCGAAGAAUACAACGUCGCGAUUGCCGAGCGUGAAAAAGCCUGUCUGCAGAGGUCAUCACAAUUUCCAGACCCGCAGGGAUUCUACAACGGCCCGGGACAAUACCAGCAGAUCUCCAGAACGAAGCUGCAGACCCUGCAAGAUUUUGAGAAAGUGGCUCAGUAUCUGAAGCCAACGGAUCCAAUCCUCUCCAAGCCAGUCUUCUGGCAUACUGAUCUACACUGGGACAACAUAUUCGUCGACGAGAACGACCCGACAGUAAUCACAGCCAUCAUCGACUGGCAGGCAGUACACGUCGCUCCACUCUUCGCACAAGCCCGACAUCCGACUUUUCUCGAAUUCGAUGGCGAAAUCCCAGACACUUUUGAUGCGGACGCCAUCAAGCUGCCCGACAACUUCGAAGAUCUCAGCGAAGAAGAGCAGCACGCUGCGAAAAAACUGCGCGGUGCGCAAAUAUUGUGGAAGCUGUACGAAGUUGAGCUCAUCUGCCAAUGUGACGACAUCAACCGGGCUAUUCGCUUCGGCAAAGGCCUGCUCGGUCGAUUGCCCAGUCUUGCAGGCAACAUUUUCAGCGAUGGCGAGCUACUCGUCCAGGACCUCCUGAUGAGUCUACAGCAGGAAUGGAGUCAGGUUGUGGACGAUCCCGUCGCCAACCCCUGCCCGCUGUCAUUCGCAGAUGCGGACAAAACAGCCCAUGAUGAACAAUUUGUGCUCUGGACGCAAAGCAUUGAGCUGAUGACUGACUUUUUGACGAGUAUUGGCGGAUAUCGUGGCUGGGACGGCUCAGUAUCGCAUGAACAAUACAACACAGCAAAAGAGCAUAUGAGAUUGUACAAGGAAGACUUCAUUUCACGGCAUUCGUCAACAGAGGCGGAGAGGACAAGAUGGCUGGAGGUCUGGCCUUUUCCAGACUGA
Messenger RNA from Zymoseptoria tritici IPO323, 1671 nucleotides. RefSeq lists its product as uncharacterized. Lineage: Eukaryota; Fungi; Ascomycota; Dothideomycetes; Mycosphaerellales; Mycosphaerellaceae. Bases 1 to 1671 code for a protein of 556 amino acids. Gene Ontology annotation, cellular component: mitochondrion. The record is from RefSeq and is a predicted model, not a curated record. The transcript has a single exon.